Molecule: messenger RNA, 503 nt
Organism: Cydia splendana
Lineage: Eukaryota; Metazoa; Arthropoda; Insecta; Lepidoptera; Tortricidae
Product: insulin-related peptide 4-like
Exons: 1
Coding region: 131-439 (102 amino acids)
Cellular component (GO): extracellular region
Molecular function (GO): hormone activity
Source: RefSeq, a predicted model, not a curated record
CUCAUUAACCAGGCUCAUAAAACUCAUCCCACAUUAAAUACUGAAUAAUAAUGAAGAAUGUGUAGUAUAAAAGGGCUGUAAUUUAAUCACUCAACACAGUCUCGAACUACCCUUCCAACAAACAUCAACCAUGAAGAUCCAGGUAGCAAUCCUCUUGGUCAUCGUAACUAUUGUGGCAGCUGAAGAUUCGGCUCAGAUAUACUGCGGGAGACAACUAUCGAGGACCUUGGCGGGGCUUUGUUAUGAGAAAUACUACAGUCAAGAAAAACGAUCACCGCACAGUGAGUUUUAUGACUUCGGAUCACAGUACAUUUCACCUUGGCUGGCAGAUUCCACAGCUCAGAGACUGAAUGGUGUCAGAGGCAAGAAGUCAGUCGGAAUUGUCACGGAGUGCUGCGACAAGCCGUGUACGGUGGAAGAGAUGAUGACUUACUGCUAGAAUUGCCGAUGGCUAUGGGCAGCUGAUAGAGAGUUAUAAAUAGAGGCUUCACAACUACUCAGAA